CGGCGCUGCCGUAGCUGCCCCCGGUUUGUGGCGUCCAAGGAGUCGCGACGGUUUCCGCCCUCGGGUCGUAGGGACGGCAAUGCUUGGCUGAUCCCUGCAGCGGCCCGUAGCCUGGUGUUAGGCAUCCGUUCAGGACCGGGGCUGUUGCUGUCACGGUGGGUUCAGGGGAGUCCUGGUGACCUCGCUGCAGUCUUCUGCGUUGGCAGCGCUCGCCGAAGGAGAAGGAGGAGGGCAUAGGGCCUCCCCGAUCUUCUGGACCUGCGGAGUUCAUGAGGCCUCCGAGGAUCUUGGCAGAGCUACACCUUUGAGGGGCUGCAGGAGUUCGAGUUCUCUGGAUUGUGAGUGGCAGCCUUCUAUCCCUGAGAGCGCAAAGAAGACUGCAAGGAAUUUGCUUUCUCUUCCCGAGGCUUGGCUUCCCCUCCUUGAUUACCCCACCAUUCUUUGCCAUUUCUUCUCAAAUGUUCUCUCCAUAUAUCUGUAAAUAUGAUCAGCGCCCCUGACGUGGUGGCCUUCACCAAAGAGGACGAGUACGAGGAGGAGCCUUACAAUGAGCCGGCUCUGCCGGAGGAGUACUCGGUGCCACUCUUCCCCUUCGCAAGCCAAGGAGCUAACCCGUGGUCCAAACUGUCCGGAGCCAAGUUCUCUCGGGACUUCAUCCUUAUUUCCGAGUUCUCAGAGCAAGUGGGACCCCAGCCCUUGCUGACUAUCCCCAAUGACACCAAAGUUUUCGGUACUUUUGAUCUCAAUUACUUCUCCUUGCGGAUCAUGUCUGUGGAUUACCAGGCUUCCUUUGUGGGCCAUCCCCCUGGCUCUGCUUACCCCAAGCUGAACUUCGUGGAGGACUCCAAGGUGGUGCUGGGAGAUUCCAAAGAGGGAGCCUUUGCAUAUGUGCACCACCUUACCCUGUACGACCUGGAGGCCCGUGGCUUCGUGAGGCCAUUUUGCAUGGCUUAUAUCUCCGCCGACCAGCACAAAAUUAUGCAGCAGUUCCAGGAGCUUUCAGCUGAGUUUUCCAAAGCUUCUGAGUGCUUGAAGACAGGCAACAGGAAGGCCUUUGCUGGAGAACUUGAAAAAAAACUGAAAGACUUGGAUUACACCAGGACAGUGCUGCACACUGAAACAGAGAUCCAGAAGAAAGCCAAUGACAAAGGCUUUUACUCAUCUCAGGCAAUUGAGAAAGCCAAUGAACUGGCUAGUGUAGAGAAAUCCAUCAUUGAACACCAAGACCUGCUGAAGCAGAUCCGCUCAUACCCUCAUCGGAAGUUGAAGGGGUUCGAUUUGUGUUCUGGGGAGAUGGAGCACACCCAGGAUCAGCCUGACCAGGCAGCCACUACCUCUAACCCUGAUGAGUAUACCAACACAGACCUUUACACCUGCAGACCCACCUACACCCCAAAACUCAUCAAAGCAAAGUCCACCAAGUGUUUUGACAAGAAGUUGAAGACCUUGGAAGAGCUCUGUGACACUGAGUAUUUCACCCAGACCCUGGCUCAGCUCAGCCACAUUGAGCACAUGUUCAGAGGGGACCUGUGCUAUCUCCUUACCAGCCAGAUUGACAGAGCACUACUGAAGCAACAGCACAUAACGAACUUUCUCUUUGAAGACUUUGUGGAGGUUGAUGAUAGGGUGGUAGAAAAACAAGAAAGUGUACGUCCUAAGCCCAGUCAACACAGGCCACCUUCCAGGUCUCUAGAAGAAUGUCCGAUUCCUCAAGUGUUAAUUAGCGUUGGCUCUUACAAGUCCAGUGUGGAGUCUGUGCUGAUCAAGAUGGAUCAGGAACUUGGAGAUGAGGAGUAUAAGGAAGUGGAGGUGACAGAAUUGAGCAGUUUUGAGCCCCAGGAAAACUUGGACUACCUGGAUAUGGAUAUGAAAGGGAGUAUCAGCAGUGGUGAAAGCAUUGAGGUUCUAGGCACAGAAAAGUCCACCUCUUUGCUGUCUAAGUCUGAUAGCCAGGCCAGCCUCACGGUGUCUUUGAGCCCCCAGGUGGUCCGGAGCAAAGCGGUCAGCCACAGGACCAUCAGUGAGGACAGUAUUGAAGUCCUCAGCACCUGCCCCUCUGAGGCACUCAUCCCUGAUGACUUUAAGGCCAGCUACCCAAGUGCCAUUAAUGAAGAAGAAUCAUAUGCAGAUGAUAGUGAGGGAGCCAUCCACUUUCAAGCAAGCAUCAGCCCACCAGAGCUAGGUGAAGCAGAAGAGGGCAGUUUAGAAAACACCUUAUCACAGACAGACUCCUGCUGCAUUGGUAAGGAGAGUGACAGUCUGCGGGUGCCGCUCUCCAGUCCAAUCCACACACACUCUGACGAAGAUGGGGUAGUGAGCAUACCCCCUCAGCGCUACAAGCAGAAGGACCAGGAGUUCCAUGUGGAUUUUGCAGUAGAAAACGUCAACCCUUCUUCCCGAGACAACGUUUCUGAAGGCUUCCCUGUUUAUGAGCUGGACCCUAGGCACCUGCUGGCUAGCCGGGACGUCAGUAGGACCAGUCUGGACAACUACUCAGACACCACCAGCUUUGUGAGCAGUGUAGCCUCCACCAGCUCAGACAGGACUCCCUCUUCUGCUUAUCCUGCCGGCCCCUCUUCCGAGAGGCAUAAAAAGAGGGCUGGCCAGAAUGCCUUAAAAUUCAUCCGCCAGUACCCUUUUGCCCACCCAGCCAUCUAUUCCCUGCUCAGCGGGAGGACACUCGUGGUUCUGGGGGAGGACGAGGCCAUAGUCAGGAAGCUUGUGACAGCAUUGUCCAUCUUCGUCCCCAACUACAGUCGCUGUGCCAAACCCGUGAAGCACUGGGUCUCCUCCCCUUUGCACAUUAUGGAUUUUCAGAAGUGGAAGCUCAUUGGCCUGCAGAGAGUGGUGUCCCCUUCCAGUGCUGGCACACUCCACGCUCUGAGCCGCUACAGCCGCUACACGAGCAUCUUGGACCUGGACAACAAAACUCUGCGCUGCCCUCUCUACAGAGGCACACUCGUGCCCCGGCUGGCAGACCACCGUACCCAAAUCAAACGGGGCAGCACCUACUACUUGCACAUCCAGAGCAUGCUUACCCAGCUGUGUUCCAAGGCUUUCCUCUAUACCUUCUGCCACCACCUGCACCUGCCUGCCCAUGACAAGGAGACAGAGGAGUUGGUUGCCAGCCGGCAGGCAAGCUUCUUGAAGCUGAAUCUGGGUCUAGUGAAUGAAGAUGUCAAGGUGGUCCAGUACCUGGCUGAGCUACUGAAGCUGUACUAUAUGCAGGAGUCUCCUGGGACCAGCCACCCCAUGCUCAGGUUUGACUAUGUCCCUAGUUUUUUAUACAAAAUAUGAGGUCAGGCCCAGCCACUGUGACCAAGACCUGUGAUUCAGGGCAUGGGGAAGAAAAGUGUUGGCAUGACCAAGCAGUUCUCUGAGCUGUGUAGACUUCUGGUGUCAUAGGUGGGAAUGAAGCAAGGUGGCAGCUGUGGUUCCCACGUGGUUCUAGGCAGCUUGCAAAUUGGACUUGAGCAGAGCGGGGAGCCUGGCUCUCUGAAGGCAUCUGGAAAGACAGUAACAUCUCCUUUGUCUCCCUGGUGAAGUGGCCCCAGGAUCGGGAGAGGCCUCUUGGUUUCCCAAGGGCUGGUGGCCACAGCAGAGGAAAGCCUCAGUGGGGUGGGAUGAUGGGCAGGAAGGUGAAGCCCUAAUGGGAGGAACAUGGUGACUACAUUCAGCUCUGCUGAAAACUUCAGCAGCAAAAUCAAGUGAAGCAGCCUGUUAACUGGAAUGACUUGGUGGAAAACAGGAUGAUAGAACAUCCAUUGCCUCAUUCAGAUCCCAGCUGAAUGGCCUGGAGCCCAUCAUCCCAAGGGAGGCCCCUGAAUGAGUGAGGUGGAGAGGAGAAAGCUCUGUCCCAACUGGGUGGUGGAAAACACAAAAAUGCUGAAUGGAGAGUGAGCCAGCACCCUGUGCCUAUACAUACUUCCUCACCAGGCACAGAAGUACCUAUGGAUGGGCCUUGGAAAUUGGAACCCACAGGUCAGCAGAAGUGACUGGAGUAGUCACUAGUCCCCAGUUGUCAGUGAGAAUGCUCUCAGAGGUAGACAGCCCAGGAGACAGGCAGAACCAAGGUGCCAUGAGGCCAUCACCACUGUGCAAGUGAUGAAGAGCCAGCAGGCUUUCUGGGGCCUGGUCAACCAGCCAUUCUGGCCAGGGUGAGUUAGCACUGUCCUCUUGAGGAAGGUCUGUAGCUAUAUGUUGGAACUUGGUAGGGGUCACACCUUAGUCGACUCUCUCACCCAAAGCAAACCUUUGCAACCACUUCACUACCUCUGGUGGGGUCUCAUAGGCACUGUGACAGUAGAGUUCUGUUCAGCUGGCUGGUCUGGGUGGGCAGUCCAGCUGGUGAUAACUCAUGGCAGGGAUUUUCUUCAAGAAAGAGGAAAGUUUUCUUGUGUGGCUGUCUUUGUAGAUCUGCUCUGGGAGGCUGUGCAGGCCUGGAGUAUGCACACCUCACGGCAGCUCACUCCAGUCCCCACAGAAUCUCCCAAGUAUACUCAGCUCACUACAGCUCACUUCCACCCUUAUGUGAGUAACCCGAAGUGCACUCACCUCACGGCAGCUCACUCCCACCCUCAUGAAGCCUCCUAAUAUGCUCACCUCAUCGCAGCUUACUCCCACUGCCACUGGGUCCCCCUUAGUUGGCUCACAUUACCACAGCUUUCUCCCACUCUUAUGUGAGUCCCCCAGCUUUUUCAGAAGAUGCUCCCUGGUUCACCCACUAUGAUCUCUGAGGCUUCUUACACAAUUGCCACUGGUAUGUAGAUGGUUUCUUGCAACCUUGAAAAUUUUAUACUUUUUUUUAAAGCUGUUUUUCCCACUAAGUAGGGAGAACUCUUGGUAUUACUGCUUUUUAAUUUGUUCCCAGAAAAUUGUGAUAAAACAGACCUGAGCCAGCCACAAGUGGUACUCCUGAGCACAUGUGUGCAUAUCUGUUGGGGCCAUGUUCUGUGUAGUUGGCGUCCUGCUAUUGAGAACUGGUCUACCCAUCAGCUUUGAGGCACAUUAUUGAAGUCAGAGGAGAGGCAGAGACCCCUGGUGACUAACGAGAGUUUGUGUCACAUCACUCCUGUGGUCCCUUCCUUGCCCAGGUCCUCUGCAAGAAUAUGGCCUGUUGGCUCUUACCCAUCAGCUUCUGGUCAAGGUCCCCAUUCCUCUCAUAGCAGGGAUUUCCUCCAGGAAAGAAGAAAUCCUUCUUGUGUGGUUAUCUUUGUGUAUGUGCUUUUGCUUCUCAGGCUGUGACCGAGAACCUUUUAUGGCAGAUGGUGCUGCUUACAUGUCAUCACUUUUUCUUGUACCUGUGCCCAUUGCACAUAUUCACACAGUCAAGUCUCCAGGAACAUCUUGGCACCUGUGAAAUGUGAAGUGUGUUUGCCAGUGGGGGAAGCUGAAUAGGAAUCCUGUUUUUCUGUGUGAGCUCACCUUGUGUUACCAUCUUCCCUCUCUGGUCUUGUACAAGAUGCUUUGUUUUCUAACUGGGUGGCUAAUUGUUGUCUACUUAGUCCUCCAGGGACAUGAGCUUAUGACAUUUUGUUUCCAAGGGAGUAAAGGUCUUUGGGGUCCCAGUGACAAGAUGGAAAGUGAUCAUUGACACCACCAUAGCUACUUGUUCUUGUGUUUCACACUGACAUAGACUCUGCAGUUAACACUUCUCAUCUUGGAAACUGAUACAGGCAGUUCAGUUAGACUUGGCCUUCUAGAAGUAUAAGCAACACACUACCAUGGACCUUGCUUUGAAAAGUGUUUGCUCAGAAGCUCUGCCUCAAGGAUGAUUCUGAAGGCCCUGAGGAUUCUAAGGUGAGACCAGUUGGAUGUGAACAGAACAGACUGCCCUGCAGGGCCAGCUACAGAAAGAGCAAAUGGGGAGCGUCUCACUGGAGUUGUUUCUUCAUGAGGAAGACAAGUUGGCUUCACUGACUAGUGAGUGAACUCCAGGAUUUAAAGUUUGGUUAAAAUCUAAUUUUCAGUGUGGCAGUUUCAAAGGAUUGCUUAAAGCCAAGUACAUUUCUUUUCAAAGGGAUCUUGAAGUGGUAUUUGGACUGAGGCAGUUUGGCAGAGGCAGUUGAGACUGUGAAGCUGUCCUUCCGUAGCCCCACUCCACUUUGGAGAACUGGAACCUACUAGAAGAUACAUCUAUAAAUCUUAAUGGUGGGGAGCCCUAUGCAAUGGGACUAAUCUCUUCAAGAAUUUUCAUUUGAGGUUUUCCUCUAGUAAUAGGUCAGUAAGUGUUGUUAAAACAUUUAAAAACACUUACCAGAAAAUAAAGGACAUCAGUACCCCUUA
Messenger RNA from Pteropus alecto (black flying fox), 6285 nucleotides. RefSeq names its product Smith-Magenis syndrome chromosome region, candidate 8 (gene SMCR8). Gene Ontology annotation, cellular component: guanyl-nucleotide exchange factor complex. The record is from RefSeq and is a predicted model, not a curated record. The transcript is spliced from 2 exons. Bases 484 to 3297 code for a protein of 937 amino acids. Gene Ontology annotation, molecular function: GTPase activator activity. NCBI's taxonomy places the organism in Eukaryota, Metazoa, Chordata, Mammalia, Chiroptera, Pteropodidae.